Hypomesus transpacificus is the source of this 2001-nucleotide messenger RNA. RefSeq names its product angio-associated, migratory cell protein (gene aamp). Gene Ontology annotation, cellular component: cytosol. The record is from RefSeq and is a predicted model, not a curated record. The transcript has 11 exons. The coding region runs from base 268 to 1521 and encodes 417 amino acids. NCBI's taxonomy places the organism in Eukaryota, Metazoa, Chordata, Actinopteri, Osmeriformes, Osmeridae. Gene Ontology annotation, molecular function: protein binding.
UCAGAAUUGUCUCACACAUGUUCCAAGUAGGAAAACAUGGGGACACCAGAAAGUAAACUUUGACAUUUUGGAAUUCGUACACCAGCUUUAAACUGCAGUAUUUUUAAUACUAUUACACAGAAAAAUACCUUAGAGCUACAAUAACUACCAAGGACCACAACGAUCAAGUUAGCUCACAAGGGCUAAGGUUAUUGCUAGCUGGCAGACUAGCUAAGCAUUGGUAAAUCUUUGUUACAAGAGUUAUUUUUGACAUACCGUUAUAUCAUAAUGGACAACGAGGACAGUUUAAUACAGCUUCACGGAGACGAAGAGAUCAUUGAAGUCAUCGAGCUGAACGAAACGGAGCAAAAUCCCGACGACCUGGCCGAAGAGCUUGAAGAUGUGGACUUCGGAGACGCGGGGAACGGCGACGCCGACGACGAAGGGUGGGAGACCGAGGACGAGAUGGAGUCGGAGCGAGACGACAGCGAGCUCACCUUCUCCAAACACACAGGCUCCGUGUUCUGUGUGAGCCUAGACCCGGUCACCAACAGCUUGGCCGUGACGGGAGGAGAGGACGACCAGGCCUACGUAUGGAGGCUUAGCGAUGGGGAGGUGCUCUUCCAGUGCACAGGCCACAAGGACUCUGUGACGUGCGCCACGUUCAGCCACGACUCGUCCCUGGUUGCCACGGGAGACAUGAGCGGCAUGAUCAAGGUGUGGAAGGUGGAGGGCCAGCAGGAGGUCUGGUCCUUUGAGGUGGGAGAUCUGGAGUGGCUGGAGUGGCACCCGUGCGCCCCCGUGCUGCUGGCGGGGACGGCUGACGGUAACGUGUGGAUGUGGAAGAUACCGGGAGGAGACUGUAAGACCUUCCAGGGGCCCGGCUGCCAGGCCACCUGUGGAAAGGUGCUACCGGACGGUAAGAGAGCGGUGGUGGGCUACGAGGAUGGGAUGGUGCGUCUGUGGGACCUGAAGCAGGGGAACGCCAGCCACGUCAUCAAAGGCCAGGAUGGCCACAAGGGGGCUCUGACGUGUCUGACCGUCAACAGGGACGGCUCCCUGGUGCUGACGGGCUCUGUGGACGGCUGUGCCAAGCUCAUCAACACAGCCACGGGCAAGGUGGUGGGGGUGUUCUGUGUGGAGGGCUCCCAGGCCAAAGCAGCCCGAGAGGGGGAGGAGGACGACGGCAACUCUGUGGAGUCAGUGGGCUUCUGUCACGUGUUGCCCCUGGUAGCUGUGGCGUAUCUGGAUGGAACUCUGGCCGUAUAUGACCUCUCUACACAGACCCUGAGACACAAAUGCCAACACGAGGCCGGCAUCGUGCACCUGCACUGGGAGGAGUCAUCGUCAGUGGUGUCGACCUGCUGUCUGGACGGCGUGGUGCGUCUCUGGGACGGUCGCUCUGGCAGCCUGGUGUCAGAGUACCGCGGCCACACGGGGGAGAUCCUCGAUUUCACACUCAACAGGGAGGCCUCGAUGGCAGUCACAGCCUCAGGAGAUCAUCAUGCCAAAGUAUUCUGUCUUCAGCGACCUGACCGGUAGAGAGCCGGAGUGAGAGAAGGGGAGAGGUGGAGGAUGGUCAUCCACCCUCUUAUCUCUCCAUCUCAGUCAGAAGUUUAUACCUUUAAACAGACUUCCUCUGUGUUUUCUGAUCUGGAGAUGGAUGGAGAAUCCCCUCCCUCCCUCCCUCUUUAAAAUGCCCUUGUGUGGUAUUUUUCCAUUCAUAACAGAACGUCCUCAGUCUCAGAUGUUCCUUGGUUCCACCUUAGAACCCAAAGAGAACUCACAUCUCCAGGCAUGACCAUCAUGGUGUCAUGCGUGACACACAUUCAUUGUUAUAUUGAUGCCUUUUCAAAGUGUUAAAUUGAAUACAAAUUGAGUUUAAAAUCCUUACGACAUUUAUUUGUUUUCUUUCCCAUGAGGAAGUUAUGUCAACUUUGUUUAAAACCAACAAUGGCUUCAACUCUAUGGUUCAGAAACAUCAAAUAAAAUGAUGUCAACCCAAGUUUCUCCUUUUUUUCA